AAAAGCUUCUCACUGAGAAAACAUGUACAAGGUCAGGGAAGAUACGGUAGCGCGGAAUUCUUAUUUUGUGUAUUGUGUGAUAUGAAGUUGCUAUUUCCCAAGUUAUUGGUUAAACUGCGUCAAUGGCAGUGGUCAUUGGACUUGCAUCCUUUGUGAAAAUAUUCCUCGUGCCACUUAAGAGCUGCCAUGAUUUGUGUCAGGCAUACGUGAAAAUUUAAGGAAUAGUUUCAUUGAGAACUACGUAGAAGCUUUGCUGCUUGUUGAUAAAUGGAAGCACGUUCGAGGAAUGGAUUUGAGGAGUUAAUGGAUCAGUUGAUGGCAUAUUGAAAUGCAUUGAGACCCGUUAGCUGCUCUCGUUCGGGUGACCUUUCAAACCACCAACAAAUACACCCACAACACUGCAAACUCCUCAUGCACCUAAUCCAUCUCAUCAACUCCAUGGAUAUUGCUGCAUAUAUUACACAGACAAGCUGUUCUCUAACAACUCAAUUCCAGAAUACACAAUUUCUCAAGCAUCAGAGAGCAUAAAGAUUUCUGCAUUCUUGAAUUCAUGGCAAUCUCUGUGUUUAAUCUCAAUGGCUUCAUCUCUUUACUCAUUCUAGCACUCACCUUAACAGGUGCAGCCUCGACUCGAAUCCUUAACGAGGAGGUGGACGUGGCCGCUCCAUUGGUGCCACCUGAGGCAUCUGAUCCUGUGGAAACCCCAGUAUCUGGUGGAGCUGGAGCUGGAGCUGGUGCAGUUGUAGGAACUGGUGGCGCAGCUGUGGGAAGUGGUCCUGCAUCAGGCAUUGAAAAUCCUGAUCAUACAAUCUCAUUUUUCAUGCAUGACAUACUCGGUGGGUCCCGCCCCUCAGCUAUUGCUGUGACCGGUGUUGUAGCUAACCCGGCUGUCAGUGGCCAGGUACCAUUCGCCAAGCCUAAUGGCGCCGUUCUCCCGGUUAACAAUGGCAUCCCAACGGACAAUGCCAAUGGUGGAAUUGUCAGCAACAACAACAUUCCUUUCCUCACUGGCCUAAGCGGGUUCACCUCCAACGUAAUGCAAAACAGCAAUGGGAACAACAUAAUAGGUGGCGCCCCCGGGUUCCCAGUCCUGAACAGUGCGCAAUUCCCUUCCGGGACUACAUUCCAGAAACUCAUGUUCGGGACAAUGACAGUAUUCAAUGACGAGUUGACAGAAGGGCACGACCUUGGAUCAGGCCUGGUUGGAAAAGCACAAGGCUUUUACAUAGCAAGUUCAGAAGAUGGAAAUAGCCAAACAAUGGCAUUCACUGUAAUGUUUACCAGUGGAAGCUAUGCUGAUAGUCUUAGCCUAUUCGGGGUCCACCGGACUGCAGUUGCCGAAUCCCAUCUGGCCAUUAUGGGUGGCACAGGGAAAUAUGUUAAUGCUAAGGGAUUUGCCACUGUGAAAACUUUCCCAGCCACAAAUCAGCAUGAGACCGAUGGAUUUGAGACUUUGCUGCAGAUUAAUGUGUACCUUGCUUAUUAGUUCACUGGACAUGUGAUUUAUUAUUUUGUGUGCUUAUGAAUUCCGUAUGAGAAUCGUGGUUAAAUGAAAGUUUGUGAUUGCCAAAAAUUCAGUGUAUAAGUUCUUGUAUUCAGCUGCA
This is a messenger RNA of Olea europaea var. sylvestris, 1604 nucleotides long. RefSeq names its product dirigent protein 25-like. Lineage: Eukaryota; Viridiplantae; Streptophyta; Magnoliopsida; Lamiales; Oleaceae. The record is from RefSeq and is a predicted model, not a curated record. The transcript has 2 exons. The coding region runs from base 551 to 1486 and encodes 311 amino acids.